AUGCUGUACGCGAUAGGCUGCUUCCUUUGCCUUUGCUUCGGCCCAGUUGGUCCGCUGUUUUGGUUUGUCGUCGCAGGCAUGCACUACUGCAAGCCGAAAUCGGUGCGCGACAGCCUACCUCAAGAAGCACAGGUAGCCAGGGUGUCCCUAAUGACCGCAGUCGGAUCGACGAUUGGCCUUGGGAUCCUCAUUUUCCUGCUUGUGACGGUGGUGGCGCCCAACUCCUCGCUAUACAGGGGCCCCUUCGCCUGUGAGGCGCCGUGCUCGGGCUGGACGAGCAGUAGCUCUCCGGCAGACGUCGAGGUCUGCCAAAACAUCUUCUCAAGAAGAUGUGCGCGGCCGGACGCUCGCGGCUGUUUAAGAGAAGAGUCUCGCUGCAGGCAGGUGGCGACCACUGAGAGUUGCCCCCAGAGCUGCGACACCUUCUCCGGGUUUGCUUCAAGGAUGGACGAGUUCGUCUGUUUCGACAACGCUACCCGCGUGUGUAGUGAGAGCAUGCAAUCGUCAUGCCAAUCCAACUUAGAGAGAUGUCGACCUCUUUCUUGA
Symbiodinium sp. CCMP2592 is the source of this 546-nucleotide messenger RNA. NCBI's taxonomy places the organism in Eukaryota, Dinophyceae, Suessiales, Symbiodiniaceae. The record is from the annotation of a GenBank genome assembly.